Molecule: messenger RNA, 2832 nt
Organism: Perca fluviatilis (European perch)
Lineage: Eukaryota; Metazoa; Chordata; Actinopteri; Perciformes; Percidae
Product: junctophilin-1-like
Exons: 7
Coding region: 273-2309 (678 amino acids)
Cellular component (GO): junctional membrane complex; plasma membrane; endoplasmic reticulum membrane
Source: RefSeq, a predicted model, not a curated record
GUCUUCACUUCAGGGUGGGAGAGUCUUCUAGCACUCAGCAGUGGAGCGACAAUGGCAGCCGUGGCGGCCGCCUCUCACCCUCCCACGUCCCGUUUUCAGUAAUCGACACUGAUGCGCCCAGCCGCCAUCAGUCCCCGUUCCCUCACAGCUCCGCUGAGAGCUGGCAUUUUCACCGGGGUUCCCUGUCAUCAUUACCGCGCAUUUUAUAACAACUCACACACUCUGGACUUCAUAAUAAGCCACCGAGUAGUACUUUAACCCUCCGUUUCUGAAUGACGGGCGGUCGGUUCGACUUUGACGAUGGUGGCACCUACUGCGGAGGCUGGGAGGAUGGCAAAGCCCACGGCCAGGGUGUGUGCACCGGGCCCAAGGGCCAGGGCGAGUACUCGGGCUCGUGGUCCAACGGUUUCGAGGUGGUCGGUGUCUACACCUGGCCCAGCGGGAACGUGUAUCAGGGCUACUGGGCGCAAGGGAAACGUCACGGACUCGGCGUAGAAACCAAGGGGAGGUGGAUUUACCGGGGAGAGUGGACUCACGGGUUCAAGGGCCGCUAUGGAGUCCGUCAGAGCCUUAAUACACCGGCCAGGUACGAGGGCACCUGGAGUAACGGACUGCAGGACGGAUAUGGCGUGGAAACGUAUGGUGAUGGAGGUACCUACCAGGGUCAGUGGACUGGUGGGAUGCGUCAUGGCUACGGCGUGCGUCAAAGUGUUCCGUACGGUAUGGCCUCUGUCAUCCGCUCACCCCUACGCACCUCACUGUCUUCCCUCCGCAGUGAGCAGAGUAAUGGUACAGUACUGCGUGACAGCCUGUCUGACAGCCCUGCUGGUACACGCGGUGGCUUUGUACUCAACUUCCACUCAGACGGAGAAGGUUCAGAGAAAAAGAAGGGUCUUUUUCGCCGUGGCUCCCUCUUCGGCAGCCUUCAGCGAUUGCGCAAAUCAGACUCUCGCUCAUCCAUUUCCAGUAAGCGCAGCUCAGCACACAGUGACACCACUAUGAGCCGCAUCAGUUCAAGUGACGCCAACUCCACUAUUAGCUUUGGAGACGGAGACCCAGGCGAUGACUACUUGCCUCUGGAGGACAAUGUGGAUGCCACCACCACCGAGUCAUACAUGGGGGAGUGGAAGAAUGACAAGCGCAGUGGCUUUGGUGUCUCAGAGCGCUCCAACGGCAUGAAGUACGAAGGUGAGUGGUUGAACAAUAAGCGCCAUGGCUACGGCUGCACCAUCUUUCCUGAUGGCACCAAGGAAGAAGGCAAGUACAAGAACAACGCGCUUGCCCGGGGCAUCAGGAAGCAGCUGAUCCUGCUGAAGAACACCAAGACCAAACAGAAGGUGGAUCGAGCCAUUGAGGGAGCAGUGAGAGCAGCAGCUAUCGCCAGAACCAAAGUAGAGAUUGCCAUCUCCAGGACGUCCCAUGCCCGGGCCAAAGCGGAGGCUGCAGACCAGGCUGCACAGUCAGCCAGUCAGGAUUCAGAUAUUGCUAGAGCUGUGGCAAGAGAGCUCUCCCCGAGCUUCCAUCAGCCAGGCCCUGACUACAUACGGCAGAAGUAUAAUGAGCCAGUAGAGGUAAAGGAGGUUCCUGUGGAGGAGAAAAAGGAGAAGUCUUCAUCAGGGAGCCCUCAUUUCUACCGGAAAGGCACAACACCCAACCAGUCUCCAUCUCAGAGCCCAGGUCCCAGCCCCACUCCUUCACCCACUGUUGUUAAAAAGACCUUUUUUAACAGUAAAGUUGAUGCUGCCGUCACUCCUGGGAAAGAGAACAAAACCCCAACAGCUGAGUCUUUGACAGCAGGCAUAUCAAAAACAGCAUCAAAACUUUCUCUCAGACAGGAAGUGAGGCAACAGGAGGACCCUCCAGCAGUCAAACCAGAUGUUACCAUGACAGUCAGCAGUUACCCCAGCAAUGGGCAGAUUCACUCCCAGUAUCACGGUUACUAUGUCAAGGCAGAUGUCAAGAUUCCGCCACCUGAAGAACCAACUGGUGGGGAGGAUGACCUUCACCCAUUAAGCCUUGCACGCUUGCCGCCACCUGCCAAACAGAUUUGGACACCAGCACUAAAAUCCCUGCCAACCCCUAGCCCUUCACCAGUCCCAUCUAAAGAGGACACCAAAGCACCAGAACCUCCCAAGCCAAAACGGCAGGAAUCAACCAAACCAAAGAGCCUAGCAGAAACCAAGAAAGCUAGUGUGGAAAUAGCCCCUGAAAUUGUAGAGGAGGAAUCGGGCCCGAACUCUAUCUUGGUGGCUCUAGUGAUGCUGUUGAACGUAGGUCUAGCAAUCAUUUUUGUCCAUUUCCUCACCUGACCAAAUCUGAAAUCAGGGGACUCAUCCAAACUAGUUGCCCAAGUCGCUAACUCUCCAUCAGCCAAAUGGCCAAAAAUGGCGCCCCUCAGAACGGCAGACACGGGCAAAAUGGAGGACUGAAAAUAGACGAAUGAAGGUGGAGAAGAAGUGGGGGGAAACACAUGGAGGAGAGAGAGGGGAAAAGCAGAGAGAGAGAGAAAUAUGAAACCACCCCACCCCCCCCCCUUUCUCUGGAUGGACUGAAUGAUUUGACUUGACUUGAUUGAACUGGCAAUGAUGAUUUGUGACUCCACUUAGAUGUGUGAAAGCUGUUGGUUGGAAAUGGGAGCCCCAAGUAUGGAUUCUCUAUCAGGCUUAGAAAUAACUGGAAGAGUUCAGUGAAUGUGAGUGAGGCCUGGCAUCUAUACUACCUAUAAAUGCCUGCAAUGUGCGUGCUUGUCUGUCUGUUUGUCCAUUUUCAUCCAACUGUUCAGCAAAUUUGGGAGUUUUGAAAGGGUUCAAUAAAAGGUUUGUGCGUCAUCCA